Fukomys damarensis (Damara mole-rat) is the source of this 4473-nucleotide messenger RNA. RefSeq names its product inositol polyphosphate-5-phosphatase D (gene Inpp5d). Bases 109 to 3603 code for a protein of 1164 amino acids. The record is from RefSeq and is a predicted model, not a curated record. NCBI's taxonomy places the organism in Eukaryota, Metazoa, Chordata, Mammalia, Rodentia, Bathyergidae. Gene Ontology annotation, biological process: phosphatidylinositol dephosphorylation. The transcript has 29 exons. Gene Ontology annotation, molecular function: phosphatase activity.
CUGAGCGCCUGAAACAGGAAGUCAGGCAGUCAGCGAAGCUGGUGUUAGCAGCAGAGGUGACCGGAGGGGACAGGCGGCAGGUCCCGGUGCAGGAGACCCUCUCCCACCAUGGGCCCCUGCUGGAACCACGGCAACAUCACCCGCUCCAAGGCAGAGGAGCUGCUGUCCAGGGCCGGCAGGGACGGGAGCUUCCUGGUGCGCGCUAGCGAGUCUAUCACCCGGGCGUACGCGCUCUGUGUGCUGUACCGGAACUGCGUCUACACUUACAGAAUCCUGCCCAACGAGGAGGACAAGUUCACUGUCCAGGCCUCGGAAGGCGUCCCGGUCAGGUACUUCACUAAACUGGACCAGCUCAUAGAGUUCUACAGGAAGGAGAACAUGGGACUGGUGACCCACCUGCAGUACCCUGUGCCCCUGGAGGAGGAGGAUGCCGGCGACGACCCUGAGGAGGACACAGCCUCCUUCUUGGGCUGUGGACCCAGAAAGCCAGGCCUGGCUCAGUCUGUCCAAGACCGGCAGCCCUGCAGGCCACCCUGCCCUGUGCCCAGCAGGGCACCAGACCCCAGCAGUGCCCCACAGCAGCCCCAGGUACAAGGAUCCAGAGAGCCAGAAAGUGUCAUGUCGCCACCCGAGCUGCCACCCAGAAACAUCCUGUUCUCUGUUGGGAACUGUGAGACCAAAGAGCUUCCGGUGCCAGCUGAGAACCCCCGUGCCCCUGAGGCCAGCCGGCCCAGCCUCUCCGAAACACUAUUGCAGCGGCUGCAGAACAUGGACACCAGUGGGCUUCCGGAAGAGCACCUGAAAGCCAUCCAGGAGUACCUGAGCACCCAGCUAGCCCUGGAUUCUGACUUCGUGAAGACGGGCUCCAGCAGCCUCCCCCACCUGAAGAAGUUGACCUCACAGCUCUGCAAGGAGCUCCACGGGGAGGUCGUGCGCACGCUCCCGUCCCUGGAAUCCCUGCAGAGGUUGUUUGACCAGCAGCUCUCCCCGGGCCUCCGCCCUCGCGCUCAGGUCCCCUGUGAGGCCAGUUCGGUCAGCAUGGUGGCCAAGCUCAGCCAGCUGACAAGUCUGCUGUUCUCCAUCGAAGACAAGGUCAAGGCCUUGCUGCACGAGGGGCCUGAGCCUCCUCACUGGCGUUCUGUCAUCCCUCCCGUCACGUUUGAGGUGAAGGCGGAGUCUCUCGGGAUCCCUCCGAAAAUGCAGCUCAAAGUCGAUGUGGAGUCUGGGAAGCUGAUCAUUAAGAAGUCCAAGGACAGCUCCGAUGACAAGUUCUACAGCCACAAGAAAAUCCUGCAGCUCAUCAAGUCACAGAAGUUUCUGAACAAGUUGGUGAUUUUGGUGGAGACGGAGAAAGAGAAGACCCUGAGGAAGGAAUAUGUUUUUGCUGACUCUAAAAAGAGGGAGGGCUUCUGCCAGCUCCUGCAGCAGAUGAAGAACAAGCACUCGGAGCAGCCAGAGCCGGACAUGAUCACCAUCUUCAUUGGCACCUGGAACAUGGGUAACGCCCCCCCUCCCAAGAAGAUCACGUCCUGGUUUCUCUCCAAGGGGCAGGGAAAGACGCGGGACGACUCUGCAGACUACAUCCCACAUGACAUCUACGUGAUCGGCACCCAGGAGGACCCCCUGGGAGAGAAGGAGUGGCUGGAAAUACUCAGACACUCCCUGCAAGAAGUCACCAGCAUGACUUUUAAAACAGUUGCCAUCCACACACUCUGGAACAUCCGAAUUGUAGUGCUGGCCAAGCCGGAGCACGAGAACCGGAUCAGCCACAUCUGCACCGACAACGUGAAGACAGGCAUCGCCAACACCCUGGGGAACAAGGGAGCAGUGGGAGUAUCGUUCAUGUUCAACGGAACCUCCCUUGGGUUUGUCAACAGCCACUUGACUUCGGGAAGUGAAAAGAAACUCAGGAGAAACCAAAACUAUAUGAACAUCCUGCGGUUCCUGGCCCUGGGAGACAAGAAACUGAGUCCCUUUAACAUCACUCACCGCUUCACCCACCUCUUCUGGCUUGGGGAUCUCAACUACCGUGUGGACCUCCCCACCUGGGAGGCGGAGGCCAUCGUCCAGAAGAUCAGGCAGCAGCAGUACGCUGACCUGCUGGCCCAUGACCAGCUGCUCACCGAGAGGAGGGAGCAGAAGGUUUUCCUGAACUUUGAGGAGGAGGAAAUCACAUUUGCACCCACCUAUCGAUUUGAAAGGCUCACUCGCGACAAAUACGCCUACACGAAGCAGAAAGCAACAGGGAUGAAGUACAACCUGCCCUCCUGGUGUGACCGAGUCCUCUGGAAGUCGUACCCUCUGGUGCACGUGGUGUGUCAGUCCUACGGCAGCACCAGUGACAUCAUGACGAGUGACCACAGCCCCGUGUUUGCCACGUUUGAGGCCGGCGUCACCUCCCAGUUCGUCUCCAAGAACGGCCCCGGGACUGUGGACAGCCAGGGCCAGAUCGAGUUCCUCGCGUGCUACGCCACUCUGAAGACCAAGUCACAGACCAAGUUCUACCUGGAGUUCCACUCCAGCUGCCUGGAGAGUUUUGUCAAGAGUCAGGAAGGAGAAAACGAAGAGGGCAGCGAGGGGGAGCUGGUGGUGAAGUUUGGUGAGACCCUUCCCAAGUUAAAGCCCAUCAUCUCUGACCCCGAGUACCUGUUGGACCAGCACAUCCUGAUCAGCAUUAAGUCCUCUGACAGUGAUGAAUCCUACGGUGAGGGCUGCAUCGCCCUUCGGUUGGAGGCUACAGAGACCCAGCUACCCAUCUAUACGCCACUCACCCACAUUGGAGAGAUGACUGGCCACUUCAGGGGCGCCAUUAAGCUUCAGACCUCCCAGGGCAAGAAGAGGGAGAAGCUGUACGACUUCGUGAAGACAGAGCGGGAUGAGUCCAGUGGGCCAAAGUGUCUGAAGAGCCUCACCAGCCAUGACUCCAUGAAGCAGUGGGAACCUGCUGGCAGGGCCCCUCUGUGCGGUUCCCUGAGCAUCACCGACAUCGUGAAUCCCAGCUACAUAGGCCUGGGCCCCUUCGGGCAGCCGCUGCACCCAAAGCCGGCCAUGUCCCCGUCCCCAGACCAGCCAUUUCCGGCCUGGAGCUACGACCCACUGCCCAAGGACUCUUCCCUGGGCCCGGGAAGAGGGGAUAGUCCUCCCACUCCUCCCUCCCAGCCACCGCUAUCGCCCAAGAAGUUUGCCUCCACCAUAGCAAACCGGGGCCCCUGCCCCCGGGCCCAGGAGCCAAGGCCCAGCGAGCUGGGGAAGGGGGCGGCCGGAGCCCUGCAGGAGGAUCUGCCGCCUGCCAAGCCGGAGAUGUUUGAGAACCCGCUGUAUGGCUCUGUGAGCACCUUCCCCAAGCUGGCCCCCCGGAAGGAGCAGGAGUCCCCCAAGACGCCCCGGAAGGAGGCCCUGCCCUGCCUGGAGCCGGCUGCGACAUCGUCCAGCCCGCCGACACCCACCCCCGCGCCCCGGCCACCCCUGCCUGCUAAGAGCGCGGCAGUCCUGCAGCUGCAGCACGCCAGGGGCCGGGACUACCGGGACAACUCUGAGCUCCCUCACCAUGGCAAGCACCGGCCGGAGGAGGGGCUACUGAGCAGGACGGCCAUGCAGCAGUGACGCCCUUGGUGAGCAGCCGGUGACAGGAGCCGGAGGAACAGCAGGAGCCUCGGAAGCCUCCCCCACGACCUCCUUCCUUGCUUCCUGUGCAAAGCUUUGUAUUUUGGGGGGGACGGCCUCGCUUCUGGGUGGCCCGCCCAGUGCGGUGGCUGUGCCCUCGGCGGCCGGUGCUGUGUGGGAAGAUGCACACCGGAGGGCAGCUGCACCCCUGGGUCCCCAGUGCGGCCUUGGUACUUGGGACCCCGAGGCCUCGUUCCAGUCCUCAUUUUGAAGAGGACUGGAGUGCCAACUUGGGAGUGGAGAUAUAAGUAAUAAUAAUACUGUUAAUAAUAAUAGUGGCCACAUGGGCGGAGGAGUAGGCCCGCACGCGCCACGUGCACACUAAGUGCUUUAGGGACAUUGUGUGGGAGGACAGCCGAGGCUCCCGGGGAGCAGAGGCUCCCAGCCCCUCCCCCCACAUCCCGAGGGUUGAGCAGCAAAGCAUUAAGCAGGCUGGGGCCACCGUGAGCAGGAUGGUGUUGUCUGUGGGGACAGGGAGGGUGAAGGUGAUUUGGGCAGGGGAGCCAGGGCUCUCUAAGCAGAAGUCCCGCCUCAGCCCGGGGUCAGGGCGUCCACAUCCCUGCCGGGUCUGCACGCCCGGAUCCCACACAUACACUGCUCGGGGCAGGCAGCCCCACCAGACCCUGCCACCCACGGGCCAGGCUGGAUCUUUGGGUCUCAGGCCCCCUGUCUUUCAGCCCUGUGUCCUUGGUUCCUAGGAGAAUAGAUUGAUUGUUGGUGUCUCUUCUCGUGUUGCUUUUGACCCAGAGCGUGUGAGAGCGAGAAGAGCGAGCACGCACGCCCGCUGCCCUGUCUGUGUGACCAAUAAAC